Molecule: messenger RNA, 378 nt
Organism: Clunio marinus
Lineage: Eukaryota; Metazoa; Arthropoda; Insecta; Diptera; Chironomidae
Source: the annotation of a GenBank genome assembly
AUGUAUAAAAUCUGUACAACAUUGAUCGAACUGACAUCAAUGAUUAUAAAACCCAAGUGGGGAUUUUGUUCUCAUCCUCCAGGAUUUUUCUUUUGUUUCGAAGAAUACAACAAGCUUUUGCGAAAACUCAAUUCAAAAGCAAUUAAUCGUCCGAGUCGUUCUUCUAUUCGAAAAGAAAGUCGGAAGGAAACGACGUUGAAAUGUCAACAGAGAAAAAUCUUACGUUGGCUUCCCUGUUGUUCCCUUCUGCUGAACAUUCUUAAUCUCGUCUGGAGAUUUUCCUUGUUCAUGGAGACUAUGCGAUGGAGACUUAGACUGUCUUACCUAGCAAUGAGUGUUUGUGGUUUCAAAUACGCGGUUACUAAGAGCACAGAAUAA